Colletotrichum aenigma is the source of this 1371-nucleotide messenger RNA. RefSeq lists its product as uncharacterized. The record is from RefSeq and is a predicted model, not a curated record. Bases 1 to 1371 code for a protein of 456 amino acids. Lineage: Eukaryota; Fungi; Ascomycota; Sordariomycetes; Glomerellales; Glomerellaceae. The transcript has 3 exons.
AUGGAUUCGAUGGAACUUGACCAGCAUUCCGAGUUCUAUGACGCUUGGAUCUGCCUUCAGAGCACUGCUGAGUCAAGCGAAGUGUCCCCGCCGUCAUUCGAAUCCGCUGCAUAUCAAUCAGAGACACCUUUCAUAGAUCAGAGACGUGCUAUUCCGACACAAGUACGGGAGGAGACUCAAACUCUCAGCCCCACGCCUUCUCAGUCGCAACAGUCAACAUCUCACGACGCAGCCUCGUCAGCUUUACCAUCCACCAGCAAGCCCCAAACAGCGUUGAAAAAGGGGCGCCCCGGGAGAAAAGCAGAGCACGACGAACGAGAAUGGUUGUCGAAGAAGCAGAUACUCAAAACCCUCUACCUAGACGAAGCCAAAUCUCUCAGCGCGGUCUCGAAAGUAAUGGAUAAUGCGCAUGGCUUCAAGGCAUCUGAUAACAUGUACAAGAAGAAGUUCGCAGCAUGGGGAUUCUUCAAAAACCAAUCACAAUGCCGACCUGUCGAUUCAAUCACACAGGCCCUCUCUGGGACGUCAGGCAGAGCACGAUCUGCACAAAGUCUUCCCCAGAAGCAGUUCCAAGAUUCUGAGAAACUUGCAUAUCGACUCGAUAAACAUCUUUCUCUGCUGGCACCAGAUGAUCCGAGGCUCGCCCAGCUAGAAAAAACGCUCUUCAAUGUGUGGGGUUAUUUCAUGCGGGUGUUCGACCGGGGAUCAGAUGGAGUCAGUGGAUGGACUGGCGACUUCUUCAGUCUCAAUCCCCCGGAAGGCCAUUGCGACUCUUCCAGCGAUUGGAAGGCUGUGUCAGACCAAUGCCACGGUGCCUCUAUUUUGGUGACGCGGCCAGACGAUACCAACGGAAAAUGCCAAAAGACCCUACACAAGGCCCUGUCCCUCUUUGACAAGUUACCUCAGAAGAAGGAUCCAUGGAUGCUUGUCUAUAUAUGGAGGAUAAUUCUCUACAUAAGAGGUAUCGCAUUCCGACUUGAACCCAGAAAAACGGAGGUCUCUUCUUUAGUCCUGGCGCGGAAUCGAGACGACCAUCUAGUUGGGAACUUUUUGGAGGGCAUCAUAGGACUCAUCAAGAUUCACCUCGACGCAGAAGAUCCUAUGGUAUACGCUCUCGAGUCACUACGUUUCUUCUGUCUUCAAGACAUUAAGUUGCCAGUAGAACGAGUCUACCAGCUUUGCAUUGACCUUUUCAUGGACUACCUGGGCAACUUUCAUCCCGUGGUUCUGUCAAUGACGGGCCACUUUUUGAAGUACUGGCCAGGAAAGCUGGGGGAGCACGUUCUGCCAAGCUACGACAAGGUCGUCAAGAGCGCUGAGGUGGAAUUUGGGUUGUGUGAUGAACGUACAAUUUCUUUGCUUACAGACUAG